UCCAUUAUUUAAUUUUGGCAUUCCAGGCGGCGCGCGUGUGAAACUUGACUGCAGUGAUCGUUAUUCUACUGUACGCGAACGAAAGAGUUGAAGCAAACUCUUCACUUCACUUUUCCCUUAUCACUCUUCACCUCGCUUCAUAAACUCUGCUGUUCGAUCACUAUCCAAUUUUCUCCGAUCACACUUCGCUAUUUAUUUCUAUGCAAUUGGCACCAUGGAUUUAGUCGACGGCAACUUUGAGCUCAGGGAGAUCCAGAAACUUCAUGGCCACACCGAUAGGGUUUGGAGCCUCGCUUGGAAUCCAGCUACCGGAACCGGUGACAUUCCUCCGGUCUUCGCUUCUUGUAGCGGCGAUAAGACUGUUCGAAUCUGGGAGCAGAGCCCUUCCUCUCGCUCUUGGGACUGCAAGGCAGUUUUGGAAGAAACACACACGAGAACUGUGCGAUCUUGUGCCUGGUCAACAUCUGGGAAAUUAUUGGCCACUGCAAGCUUUGAUGCCACUACUGCCAUUUGGGAAAACAUUGGGGGUGAUUUUGAAUGUGUUUCUACUUUGGAGGGUCAUGAAAAUGAAGUCAAAAGUGUGUCUUGGAAUGCUUCUGGGUCUCUGCUUGCAACAUGCAGUCGAGAUAAAUCUGUGUGGAUUUGGGAAGUAAUGCCAGGGAAUGAGUUUGAGUGUGCUUCAGUACUGCAAGGACAUACACAAGAUGUUAAAAUGGUUAAGUGGCAUCCAACUGUGGACAUUUUAUUUUCUUGUAGCUAUGAUAACACCAUUAAGGUCUGGGCUGAGGAUGGUGAUGGUGAUUGGUGCUGUGUUCAAACCUUGAGUGAAUCCAACAAUGGUCACACUUCUACUGUUUGGGCACUUUCUUUUAAUGCUGAAGGAGACAAAAUGGUUACCUGUAGUGAUGAUCUUACUCUAAAGAUAUGGGAAACAGAUGUUGAAAGAAUGGUAUCUGGUGAUGACCGCACAACUUGGAGUCACGUAUGCACUCUAUCAGGUUAUCAUGAUCGAACAAUUUUUUCAGUUGACUGGUCAAGGGAAGGUAUCAUAGCCAGUGGAGCGGCUGAUGAUGCUAUUCGAUUUUUUGUGGAGAGCAAAGAUGGCUUGGUUCCUUCAUAUGGACUCCUGCUGAAAAGUGAAAAGGCUCAUGAUAUGGACAUAAAUUCAGUACAAUGGGGCCCUGGGGAGAAUCGGCUUAUUGCUUCCGCAAGUGAUGAUGGAAGUAUAAAGAUGUGGGAGCUCGCAACUCUUGCGUGAUUCAUCCUUUUGCUGACUUCCAUUUUGCCCUUCAUUUUUUCAAGGUUUAUGAUGUGUAUGGUCUGAUAAAGUUGUAAAACGCUCCUCCUCCAUGGCCUCAGCCCCAACCCCAUUUUUUGUGAAAUUAAGAAAUUUGAUAUAUUCAUAUUUAAAAAAAAUUGAUAUAUUUAUUAGGGAAUUAUCAGUUAUUAUUUUAGCAGAAUCAUUGAUUAUCACAGUAGAUAGGGUACAAUUUCGUAUUCUAUUUUGCCAAUAAAUUUGUCAGUUUUGGACC
Molecule: messenger RNA, 1532 nt
Organism: Hevea brasiliensis (rubber tree)
Lineage: Eukaryota; Viridiplantae; Streptophyta; Magnoliopsida; Malpighiales; Euphorbiaceae
Product: protein CIA1
Exons: 10
Coding region: 215-1258 (347 amino acids)
Biological process (GO): iron-sulfur cluster assembly
Cellular component (GO): cytosolic [4Fe-4S] assembly targeting complex
Molecular function (GO): protein binding
Source: RefSeq, a predicted model, not a curated record